Messenger RNA from Salvia hispanica, 2964 nucleotides. RefSeq lists its product as uncharacterized. The record is from RefSeq and is a predicted model, not a curated record. Lineage: Eukaryota; Viridiplantae; Streptophyta; Magnoliopsida; Lamiales; Lamiaceae. Gene Ontology annotation, biological process: rescue of stalled cytosolic ribosome; protein ubiquitination. Gene Ontology annotation, molecular function: ubiquitin protein ligase activity; ribosome binding.
UUUGGUGGUCUGAUUCGGUAUUCCUUUUCCAUUCCCAAAUCAUCACAUCUGAAACCCUAGAAAGAUUCAUACAAAAUACAGAUAGCAGCAGCUGCAUACACACAACCGAUUCGGGCGCGAUUUGUGAAAUUUCGAUCCAGAAACCCUAGAUUUGUUUCGUCAUCGACGAAUUCGAUAGUUGAGAUGGACGAUAGCUGCGCGGUUUGUGCUGAAAGCUUGGAGUGGGUGGCAUACGGCGCUUGCGGCCACAAGGAUGUCUGCUCCACCUGCGUCUCUCGCCUCCGAUUUAUCUGCAAUGACCGCAGCUGCUGUAUUUGCAAGACAGAAAACGAUGUCGUUUUCGUCACCAAGGCUUUGGGGGACUAUACGAAGACGAUCAGUGACUUCACAGUAUUCCCCCCUGAAAGGAGAGAGGGUAAGAUGGGGCAGUAUUGGUAUCAUGACGAUACGCAGGCCUUUUUUGAUGAUUCGGAUCAUUAUAAGAUGAUCAAGGCGAUGUGCAGGCUUUCUUGCGCUGAAUGUGAUAAGGAGGACCAACCGGAUGAUGGUUCCAGGAGAAAAGCCAAGUUUAGGAACAUCGAUCAUUUGAAGGGCCAUUUGUUUCACAAGCAUAGGUUGAUCAUGUGCAGCUUGUGCUUGGAGGGAAGAAAGGUUUUUAUAUGUGAGCAAAAGUUGUAUACAAGAUCACAACUUAGUCAGCAUAUAAGCACUGGCGACUCGGAAGUGGAUGGAACUGAAAGUGAAAGAGGUGGCUUCUCAGGACACCCCCCUUGUGAAUUUUGCCAGACACCAUUUUAUGGGGACAAUGAGCUUUAUACUCACAUGGAGACUGAACAUUAUACUUGUCAUAUAUGUCGAAGGCAGCAUCCAGGAGAGUAUGAGUACUAUGGGAAUUAUGAUAAUUUGGAGAUCCACUUUCGUCGAGAUCAUUUCCUCUGUGAGGAUGAAAGUUGCCUUGCCAAAAAGUUUGUUGUCUUCACUUCGGAAUCUGAAAUAAAGAGGCAUAAUGCUACGGAGCAUGGAGGGCGUAUGUCACGUUCACAACGCAGUGCUGCUCUUCAGAUACCUACGAGUUUUCGAUAUAGACGAAGCAGUGACCAAGAGAAUCGUCGUGGAAGAGCACGGACCUUUCGCCGGGAUCUGGCAGAUGAACUUUCUCUGGCUAUCCAGGCAAGUCUUGAGACAGCAAGUGCUGCAGCACCAAAUAGUCGAGCUCGAAAUGAUCAUGGAGAAAGUAUUGAUGUUGACUCACUUAUAUCACCUCUGGAAUCUAUCGGUACCACAGACUAUGAGCUACCAUCAAGAUACCGACAGGCCGUGUCUCAAAGUUCAAUGAGUGGAACACUGGGAGACUCUGCAUUUCCUCCUCUCGCAGCGGGUGCUGGGGGUAACCAACACAGCUCUCAAACUGAUGCUUCCUCAAACUCUAUGGCUGCUCAUCUGCGCCGCCAGAGCAAGAAGCAGGCGAGCUCCUCAAGCUCUGCUCCUGCUUGGCCCGUAGCUAGUCGUACACCAGUUCUGCCAGUCAAGAGCCGCCAGAAUAAAAAACAGACUAGCUCCUCGAGCUCAGGUCCUGCUUGGCCAGUAGGUAGUCCUACACCUGCACAGCCAGUCAACAAUUCUCACACAUGGCCUCCAGUAACUGCUAUUUCUGGAUCUGCAUCUAGUUCGGGACAGAGCAGAGCAUUUCCAGAAAUUGGAUCUGUGUCAUCUAGCCAAUCGACUUCUGCUCGGAUUCAUCCGCAGUCAGCUGCUACUACAUCCUUUGCCAGUUCUCUACUUUCAUCAAGGGCUUCUGGAAGCAUUAAUCGGCUAGGUCAUUCUUCAUCAGCCCCUAGUCUUUCAGACCGCGAGUCUUUUGCUUCACCUGCCGACUUUCCUCCAGUUUCAGUAGUAGCCCAGUCACGCAAAUCAACCAACGAUGACCAAUCUGCUAGUAAGGCAGGGGAUGUUCAAACAGCAAACAAAUCUCUGGUGGAGAAAAUGCGCGCUGCUCUAGGGUCCGACGAAGACAAAUUCUCUGCUUUCAAAGAUAUCUCUGGUAAAUACCGCCUAGGCACGAUGGAUGUUGAGACAUACCUAACAUACGUAGAUCAGUUCGGUUUGUCUCAUCUUGUUCUUGAGUUGGCUGGACUUCUCCCUAAUCCUCAGAAGCAGAAAGAGCUUAUAGAUGCAUACAAUCUUCACAUGGCUUCAAGAGAAAAUGGGUGGAAUAACGACUCUAAAAAAGGCAAAGGCAAAGGAAAAGCAAAAGGGAAGCCAGUAGAUUUUGGCACCAGCUCCUCCGUUAAAAACAAUCUUGCUGAUAAUGUGAUAAGCACUGUAAGAGCGCUGCAAUCGAGCUACAACGCCCCGGAGGAAGAGGUCGAAGUGUUGUCGAAGGAUGGAUAUCGAAGUGCAAGGUCGGAACUGGCAGUUACGGUUGGUGCUUCACCUUCCCAAUCAAGUGCAGUUGCUGUUGGUGGAACUAAUCAGAAUCAUUCCAACGGCAGUGGGAAAGGAAAGCAACGGAAGAAAACGUCCAAAUUUCUCCGAGCACGUCUAGGCGAUGGCUCUGCCGAAGCUCUGUUAGAUCUGAAAAACUCCAACCAAGAGGAUCCAGAUUCUGAUGAGGGUGAAUCUUCAUCGAACGGGCCAGAUGAGAAUGUCCCAGUUCGUGGUGUGUGGAGAAAUGGUGGGGGUCAGAAGCUACUGUCGAAAAAGUUGGGGGUGAAAAAGUGAGUGUGGAUGGACGAUUUUAGCCAAAGACCAAGAUCAGUUGUAUUGAUGGCAUGUUAAUUUUGGGUUUUCUUGAGCAUCUUCGUUUUUAUAUGGAGAAAAUGUUUUUGCACAAAGGUCGAAGCAGCUGUUUUACAUGGACGAAGUUGCCUUUUUUUGAAGGUGUAUUGAGAUAGAUGCUAAUUCCCAUCCAUAGAUUAAUAGUACUAUACUAUAUUAUUGAUCACAAAAAAAAAGGUUCUACUA